Messenger RNA from Cajanus cajan (pigeon pea), 1791 nucleotides. It is a transcript of the gene GT18, whose product is annotated as glycosyltransferase 18. Gene Ontology annotation, biological process: xyloglucan biosynthetic process. Lineage: Eukaryota; Viridiplantae; Streptophyta; Magnoliopsida; Fabales; Fabaceae. The record is from RefSeq and is a predicted model, not a curated record. Gene Ontology annotation, molecular function: galactosyltransferase activity.
ACCCAAGCUUUAAAGUUUAAAGUUUAAACUUAGACUUAAACCCAAACCACAGCAGGCAGCAGCAGGGCAUCACUUUCCAUCCCUCACACAACACUCCUCCCAACUUGUCUCACAUGCUUCCCAAAUCCCCCGAACAACUAAACACCAAAACCUCCUUCACUACCCUCACCACGCUCCUCCAAACCCCUCUCUCCCCCCAAAACCCUCGCACAUGGAUCAUCCUCACCGUCCUCUUCAUCCAGAUCCUCCUCCUCUGCAGCCUCCGUAGCUUCCCCUCCUCCAUUCCCUCUCCUCUCCCCGCCGUCCACUACUCCGCCCGCGCCCUCCAACAAUGCGCCUCCGGCAACCUUUUCGUCUACCACCUCCCCGAAACCUUCAACCACCAAAUCCUCCAAAAUUGCGACAAUCUCAACCCCUGGAGCUCCCGCUGCGACGCGCUCUCCAACCACGGCUUCGGCCAACCCGCCGCCGCCGCCCUCGCCGGAAUCGUCCCGGAGGAUCUCCUCCCGGCGUGGCACUGGACGGACCAAUUCGUCACCGAAAUCCUCUUCCACGAUCGCAUAAUCAACCACAAGUGCAGGGUCAUGGAUCCCGAAUCCGCUACGGCCUUCUACAUCCCGUUCUACGCUGGACUCGCAGUGGGGAAGUACCUGUGGCUAAAUUCAACCGCAGAGGAACGCGAUCGCCACUGCGAUAUGAUGUUAAGCUGGAUUAAGGACCAACCCUAUUUUAAAAGAUCCAACGGCUGGGAUCACUUCAUUACCAUGGGGCGCAUCACGUGGGAUUUUCGUCGCUCUAAAGACGAGGAUUGGGGUUCUAGCUGCAUCUACAAGGCGGGCAUAAGAAACGUGACGCGCCUUCUCAUCGAGCGUAAUCCUUGGGACUAUUUCGACAUCGGUGUUCCCUACCCCACCGGAUUCCACCCGCGCUCCAAAUCCGACCUCACGCGCUGGCAGCAAUUCGUCCGCGCGCGCCCACGCCACGCGCUCUUCUGCUUCGCCGGCGCGCCUCGCCGCGCCUUCCGCAACGACUUCCGCGGGGUUCUGCUGAGUCAGUGCCGCGACGCGGGCGAGUCGUGCCGCGAGGUGAACUGCGCCGGGACCCGGUGCUCGAACGGCACGUCGGCGAUCCUCGAGACUUUUCUGGACUCCGAUUUCUGCUUGCAGCCGAGGGGGGACAGCUUCACGCGCCGCUCCAUUUUCGAUUGCAUGGUGGCCGGUUCGAUUCCGGUUUUCUUCUGGCGGCGAACCGCGUAUCUGCAGUACCAGUGGUUCUUGCCGGGUGAACCGGAGAGUUACUCGGUUUUCAUAGACCGGAACGCGGUGAAGAAUGGGAGUUUGACCGUGAAAGGCGUGCUUGAGAGGUUCAGCAAGGAGGAGGUGAGGAAAAUGAGGGAGAAAGUGAUCGAGUACAUUCCGAGGUUGGUGUACGCGAAAACGAAAGACGGGUUAGAGGGUGUGAAGGACGCAUUCGAUGUUGCCAUCGAAGGUUUGUUCGCAAGGUUUAAGGAACAAGAACAACCUGAAUUUCAUAAGUGGAAAUAACGGCCAAACAUUCCUUCGUCUUAGAUUUAGACAUAUUAUUUAUAAAUAAAUAAAUAAAGAAAAAUACGAUAUGUUUGCUUCAGGUGAAUUCGCUAGGUUAGAAUUUCUCCUUUUUGUUUUCUUUCUCACACGUGUUAUUUUUAUAUAGAUGAACUAUACCAUGUACUAUAUUGAUAUUGUCAUUCUUUUUACUCCCAUGGAUAGAGAUUUUAAUGUUUAUGGAUUUUUGACAUGAUGGUUGAUAAUC